Messenger RNA from Chrysochloris asiatica (Cape golden mole), 945 nucleotides. It is a transcript of the gene ANKRD9, whose product is annotated as ankyrin repeat domain 9. NCBI's taxonomy places the organism in Eukaryota, Metazoa, Chordata, Mammalia, Afrosoricida, Chrysochloridae. The transcript has a single exon. The coding region runs from base 1 to 945 and encodes 314 amino acids. The record is from RefSeq and is a predicted model, not a curated record. Gene Ontology annotation, molecular function: protein binding.
AUGCCGUGGGACACGAGGAGGCCUGGGGGUCCAGAGGGUCCGGGUGCGGCGCGCUCGCGGGCACAGAAACAGUGUCGCAAGUCGUCCUUCGCGUUCUACCAGGCCGUGCGUGACCUGCUGCCUGUGUGGCUGCUCGAGGACAUGCGAGCCAGCGAGGCCUUCCACUGGGACGAGCGAGGCCGCGCCACCGCUUACUCGCCGUCUGAGGCGCUGCUCUACGCGCUCGUGCACGACCAUCAGGCCUAUGCACACUACCUGCUGGCCACCUUCCCGCGCCGCGCGCUGGCGCCGCCCUCUGCAGGUUUCCGUUGCUGCUCGGCGCCUGGACCACAUGUGGCGCUGGCGGUGCGCUACAACCGCGUGGCGGUGUUGCGGGGCAUCCUGCGUGCUGUGCGCGACUUCCCAGCGGACGAGCGCACGCGUCUGCUGGACCGGCGUGGCUGCAGCCGUGUGGAGGGUGGCGGCACGGCGUUGCACGCCGCGUGCGAACUGGCGCGGCCAGAGUGCCUCUUUCUGCUGCUGGGCCACGGCGCCUCGCCCGGCCUGUGCGACGCUGGCGGUCUCACGCCGCUGGAGCUGAUGCUGCGCCAGCUCGGCCGCGAUACCGGGCCUGGGUCUGGCCCUGGUGCCGGGGCCUCGGCCGCUGCCGCCACCGGAGAGCCGCACCAGCGCCGCCUUUUGCUGCUCGACCUGCUGGUGUUGUACACACCCGUGGCCGCCAACGGCCCAGCCCGCCGCGAGCUGCUUAGUGACCGGCCGCGCUGGCAGCGGCUGCUGGGCGAGGACAAGUUCCAGUGGCUGGCGGGCCUGGCGCCACCAUCGCUCUUCGCGCGGGCCAUGCAGGUGCUUGUCACUGCCAUCUCGCCCAGACGCUUUCCCGAAGCCCUGGACGAGCUGCCGCUACCGCCCUUCCUGCAGCCACUGGACCUCACGGGAAAGGGCUAG